GUUAGCAUUGCCGCACGUUCUUGCCGCUGACUUCAGCGCGUGUAUUUGGUUUACUGCAGUUUACGAUAAGAGGUGGAGGAGACGAGCGAGCGAGCGGUUUGGGACUUUCGGUAGUGCGUGUCGGUGCGUAAAAUGCGAUCUGGUAAACGCGACGGUCAACGACUGUGUUAGUCUCCUUCGGCCACACGAUAAGUGACUCGAGAAGCGGCGGAAGGCAACGGCGUACACGGACGAAAGAGAGGGAGAGAGAGAGCAUGCGACCGCGCCUCUGCGACGUUACUCGGUGUGUCGAUGAGGAUGGGAAGUGCUCCGACGACGACGACGACGAGGGACGCCAGUGAGAAGCGCGAGAUAACGUCGCUGCGGUACGUGCGGUGCAUCAUCAUCGCCUAGGAAUGCUAUCGCCGUCCAAGCAGCAGUCCCAGCAGCAACCGAGAGAUAGAAAGCCGUCGAGAGAGUACAGGUCCGAUCAGCGAGCGUCACAUGUGCGUAUAAAAAAGGGCCAAAAACCUUUGGAAAAGAAGUCAUUCUAUUUGGACAUAAAGAACCAUGCGAUUGCGACCAAGUUAGAGGCGAAGAUCAAGGAGUUGGGCGGAGCGAUUGAGGUGUUCCUAGUGCGCAGUGUGAGUCUUGUGGUCAGCGAUAGGGUGGACAAAGCGGGCUAUACGAAUUCCGAGAGGCAUAAAUGGAUUUGCGCCAGCGGAGGCAGCGGGGGACCACGCUCGCUCAGAAGCGUAGAAGUCACGACGCCCACACCCCCGACGCCGCUCCUUAGCUCCGAAUGCCCCUCGUCCAACUCUGCCAAUCUACGGGGUCAAACUACCCAGAGAUCUAAAUCGCGGGUGGAUGCAAUGUUGGAACGUGCUCUGACGCAGCCGCAACAGUGUUCCGUGGAUCUAUUAGACAACGCCCAGAAUUGGGGUAUUCCUAUCUGGUCGACGGAUAAACUUCAGACCUGGCUCGAAAAGAUCUAUGCGUCUUUCCACGAGAAAUAUAACCUGAAGCACCUGAAGCAAGUCAACCAGCCGGAGAGAGACUUGAAGGUCAAGCAUCUGAAAGGGUCGUACGUGAAAUUCGAGUCCUCUCGCAGGAAUUCCAGGCCCGUGUUCCUGGAAUUACCAGCGUGGCCGACGCUAAAUUUCGACGGCGAUCCAGGCUCGUGUCCUUUUGACACGAAGAGGCAGGAAAAACAAACGAGCAAGUUAAUCGGCAAAGAGGUCAAGGAGAACAAGAAAAAUAUUGAAUAUAUACAUAAGGAGGAGCAGAGUAAAGAAAUGACUCGGAGACCCCGCGCCACUGCCGCACGUGCUCGUAGAACGGAACAGUUGGUCUCUGGUUACUGCGAAAUUUGUAGUACUCAUUAUGACGAUCUGACGAAGCACGUGCAAACUGAGCAACAUGUAAACUUCGCGCGGAACGACGCCAAUUUUUUGUCGUUGGACAGGUUGAUCAACGCAGGCGCUAAUGUGGAAGCGUUCCUGAAACUGAACGGAACGAAGGAUAUCGAGAAAGACUGCAACUUGUUCCCCAAUGAAGAUAACAAUCUCCACAAUGUACUGCCCGUGGAAAAGGUAACAAUCAAAAACACCAAAACAUUAAGUAAUUUUAGUGUUGACGAGAUAAAAAUGGUGCAGUGUAAUGGUGCGCGCAGAAACCUUGAUCUAAAGUUAAGCUCGCCGCACAAUCUGCGCGCUCGCGCGAAACACGAGAGCGGCCACCUGCUGAGGUCCAAGGGCAGCCCGUGGCACGAGGUCGACAAGAGUGAGAAGUUCUACGACAAGUUGGAGGGCUAUACCAUCAAGAAACGUUCCAAGGGCACUAUCUGGAUCGAGGAGGAGGACCCGGAGGACAUUCUGAAGGAGUCCAAGCAGGAGGACUACAAAAUCAAGCCGUUCCCGAAGGACCUAAACGAGAUGUAUCGCGAUGGUAACAAGGAAGAAGACACCAUCAAUCCGCCGAAUCUGCAACAGCAAACGGUCGUUCAAAACUGUAUCGUAAAUUCGCGUCACAUAUCGUCGGAGGGCUAUCUAGCAAAGAGCAAGCGCAACAACGGUGACGAGAACUCGGGUCCCUUCGAGUGCGCGGUAAACGAGAACGACGCGGUCGAGAAUAACUUCAUCGUGAAUAUAUCCAAGUUGCGCAAUGACGAUUCUUUCCAUAGAGAGUGUCGCGCGUUGCAGACGGUGGACGCGAGAAAGUUCUCGGACGAUAUCGUGUGCAACGGUCACACCGACAACGCCGCGAAGCCGUCGUUGCGAGGGGAGGUCCCCAAGCAUCAUCCGCGAAUCAACCGGAGGGGCGGCAGGAACAUCAGAGGACGACACCGGCUGUCGGUGGAGGAGCGUCUGAUCGAGGACAAUCGCGCGUACUACAAGGUCGAGGUGUUGGGGAACAAAUUGCGGUCGAGCGCGACGCCAGGCGGCGGCAAUCACGCGGCGUCCAGGGGCGACGACGAGGACGACGACGUGGAGGAGGAAGAGGAGGAGGAAGGGGAGGAGGAGAAGAAGAAGAAGGAGACGCCGUCCAGUGAGAAGCCGGUGGUCGUGCGAUUCAAGCGCGUGAGGAAGUCGGAACUGUCGCUGCUGAGCGACGAGGCGGAGUCCUUCAUGUUCGGCGAGCCGAAGCGGGACGACUCCAGCGACGUGAGUUGCAGCGAGCAGCAGAGCAGCGUGCUGCCGAGGGAUACCGAGAGCAGCGAGACGUCGCCGAGCUCGCCGCUGAUCUCCAGCUCGCCGUUGAAGCAGGAGGUCGUCGAGGAGGACUCGCAGGACUCGGUGCAUCUCGGCCGUGCGAGAAAGAGAAGACGCACGCAGGCCGAGGCGUUCAUCAAGGACAACACCGACUACUACAAGUUCGAGACGCCGGGCAGCAGACUGAGGUAUCAGGCUCCGUUGACCGGCAUCAAGGACGAACGCGCGAAGAAAUCGCCGGAGGCCGGCGGACCGUACGACGACGACGUCGAGCAGAUUUAUCCGUCCAAGCCGUCGGCGGAGAUCGAGAAGAUGCAGUUCUCCUUCGAGGCGAUACCGCAAUCGGAGCCGUGGUAUCAGACGUAUCAGCGUCAGGACGCGGGCGCGGAGUACUGGCACUGCUUCAGCGAGAACGACUCCAUGAAGCCGUUCCUCCUGCCGUACGAGAUCGAGAACUUCUCCGAGACGAUGCUGAAGAACCUCAACAGCCGGAUCGAGAGCAAGAAGAGAGGACGCGGACGCGGCGUGGGCUGCGUCGGUCGCUCGCCGCGGAAGAGCCCGCGCUGCCACGCCUCCACCCUGGCCAUCAUGUCCACCAUCAUUCGCAAGAGGGAGCAGCAGCAGCCGGCCCUGUACACGAUCGAGGCGUCGCCGGUCGCCAGGUCGCGCACCGACGCAGCACCGCCCCGGCCGAAGAGGAACCGAAGCUCGGAGGUCGACGAGGAGCUGAAGGAGAUGGCGCGAACGAUCGACGAGAUGCUGAGCGGGAAGGGCAUGACGGAGCUGGACGUGUCGUUCGAGCCGGCCGACGAGCAGACCGACUUCUACGAGUCGAGCGCGCCGAAGGGCGCGCCGCCGAAUCUGCUCGAGUUGCUCGACAACUGUCACGAGGUCGUCAACUGCCUGGAGAACUCGUCGUGCGCCAGCUCGGAGUGCGGCGAGGGCAACCCGGAGUGCCCGCUGAAGCGGCGGAAACGGCGGAAAAACCGGACCGGUUGGCCGGACAACAAGCUGAAGAGGAAACUGCAGAGCAACAAGGACGCCGCGUACUGCAAAACGGACAAGAGGCUCCUCUUCUCGGACAAUGGACUCGGCAGCUCGACCGAGCGACGCGCGUCGGAGGGGACGGAACGGCUCGCUGCGAAGGGCGUCUCCGUCGCGUCUCACAAGAGCAUGGAGACGACCAACGACACGGGGCUGCCGGCGAGCACGGACAACAGCUACGCUACGGAGUUGUCGGUCUCGGAGAACACGAUGUGCAACGACGUCGCGACGACGGAGCCCAGGAAAGUCCUUCCGUACAGGAAGGAGCUGUCGGAGAUCGAGGAAAUAUCCGAGAACGAUCCGGGCAACGACGAGAACCAGCUCGCCAACAACGCGAAGCCGGCGGCCGUGAGGAAGCGCGGCCAACGCGAGCACCACACCGCCGCGUCGGAGCUGGCGUGCACGGAACUGCGCGCGGAGAACGAGAAUCACGACAAUCUGUGCAGGAAAGACGAGUCCGGUAUGGUAGUUCCUAGGAAGCACCACGAGCUGUCGCCGAAGCGGCGCGAGAACACAGACGGCACGGCGGAGAUGUUGGAGGAGCGUCGUCACCACAGCCUGUGCAAGCGCAGACGCGUGGCCUCGCGGAAGCGCAUCUACUCGAGGAAGCGGCAAUCGAGGCCACCGGCCGCCGCGAAUCUCUCGUCGUCCGACGUCGCGGCGGCGGUCUACGAGGACGAGAAUUGUAAAAAGGAUUCCUACCUGAGUAUUACGUGUAACAAUAAGAAGCCGCCGCGCGCCGGGGUGAAGCGCAAGAGCGAGGCGGUCUCGUCGGAGUCCGACGUCGACUGCGGCGGCCCGCUGUCGGAGCGCGUCAGCCCCCCGGAGCCGCCGGUCGAGCUGGGCCAGCGUCGGUCGAGCAUCGAUUUCCAGCCGGUCGUGCGAAUGAUGAAGCUCGACGACCAGGUGGACAUUGAUCACAGCAGUAUUCUGUCGGUGACGGUGGCGAGUAACAGGCGGCUCAGAAGUUCCGGCGCGUCGUCGCGCUCGAGCGCGGCCAAGCCGGCGAAGAAGCGCCUCAAGUCGUCCGGCCGUGGUCAGUUCGGACGGUGGCUGAAGAACAGCUGAAGACCCGAAGGACGAUCGAGUGGGGAACUGUACCUCGGCCGGACGACGACGACGAUCCGUCGCCGCUCUGGUGUACAUUUGUGUAUAAAAAUAUUAUUUGUGUACGUAGAAUAGUAUUUAACAUCGCUGACACACACGACAGAAUUCUAUCUCUUUAGUGAUACCGUUCUUCUCUCCCGGUGAUUACUUUUAACACGCUGCCGGUAUCCUCCCCUCCGUCACUUUGUACAUUCGUUAAAUGCGGUCCUUGUGUUCUCGGACGCGUUUCAAAUUACUUUCUUUCUACUCGAUUUAUCGUUGUGCCCUCUUUCUGUCUCUUCUUUUUUAGUUUACCGCGCAUUAAACGAAAACUGUGUACCAUUUCGGAGAUACAACAGAAUCGUUUCGUUCGUAUCCUGAUGUAUGUUGAAGAUUGUUUCUAUGUAGGGUGUUUUAUGUUUUAUAGAGUACGCAAGACUGCAUACACAGCUUUAUGACAGUGUAAUCA
This is a messenger RNA of Dinoponera quadriceps, 5289 nucleotides long. RefSeq lists its product as uncharacterized. The record is from RefSeq and is a predicted model, not a curated record. Gene Ontology annotation, biological process: regulation of cell cycle phase transition; positive regulation of nuclear cell cycle DNA replication. NCBI's taxonomy places the organism in Eukaryota, Metazoa, Arthropoda, Insecta, Hymenoptera, Formicidae. Gene Ontology annotation, cellular component: nucleus; Dbf4-dependent protein kinase complex. The transcript has 7 exons. Gene Ontology annotation, molecular function: protein serine/threonine kinase activator activity; zinc ion binding; nucleic acid binding. Bases 396 to 4802 code for a protein of 1468 amino acids.